Molecule: messenger RNA, 995 nt
Organism: Scylla paramamosain (green mud crab)
Lineage: Eukaryota; Metazoa; Arthropoda; Malacostraca; Decapoda; Portunidae
Exons: 2
Coding region: 98-541 (147 amino acids)
Source: RefSeq, a predicted model, not a curated record
ACUUAAGUACUGUUACAUCCGUUGUGACAGCAGUGUGCGGGGCGGGGAUGGGAGGGGCAGACUGCUAGGUUUCUCAAACAACAGUCACCACCCAGCCAUGGCAUCUGCCGCACUUCUGCUGCUCCUGCUUUUCCUGCUGGUGUUCCUGCUGCUGCUAUCAGCUGACACCGUGAGGGGCGGAGUGGUGGUCACCGGGGGCUUGGCGGUGGCAUCCUUCACAGGUGGCGCGCCAGCAGUUCCUCCACACAUUAAAACGCUGCCAGAUGUCCCUGGUGCAGUACAGAGCAACGCAAACAGUGCUUCCUUUCUGCGCCUCUCACAGCAGGCAAGUGGCCGGAGGAGUGUUGGGGCCAAGCGAUAUUGGCGCCGCAGCCUCGCGCCCCCACAAGCACGGUUUGGUUCCUUUGAGGCGUGGCUGAAUGCGUUCAUGUACACAUUCAAGCGUGACACGAUAUUCAACGUGGCAAAGAUAGGAGGUCUCAUCCUGCUGUAUUAUUUUGCCCCCGAGGUGUUCACCUGGGUCAGCGGCACCCUGGGCUGAACACACCGCCUCGCAUCUCUCAGGGCAGGUGUUAGCUUAUCCUUCUACUCCGUGUGUGUGGGGGGGGCGGGGGAAGGGGGUUCAUCCCUGUAACAUACUAAAUCCCUGCAAAGACUUAAGUGAACUGAAGUGAAGUGUGUCUGCCAUUAUGAGUAAAAUAUCAAGGGAACACAUCACUUUAUCCGUGACAGAAAAAAAAAAUAAAUAAAAAAAUAAAUAUAAUCAGUCUUCGCAGUCAUGAAUUCACUACGUUUCAUAAUAUGCACAUCUCACUUUCGCCAGGGUCUGAUGCACGUGUUCUGUAACUUGUAAAUAUUGCCAGUGUAACAAUGACUGUCACGAAAGUCUACACUUUACCAGAGGCAUUACUCUCUUCUCAUCCUCAUACGUGUAAAAAUGCUACGUGUUUAUUCUUUCAGUUGUUAAAAUAUACUGAAAACAAGUUAAAACGAAA